AUGUUUCAUGAAAUGCCCAGCCAUAACAUUCCGCGUGGGGCAGCGCUGUUGAAUAUGGAUGCAAAUCUUUGGUUCCGGAAUUGGGCAUCAGGAAACGGGCAGAAGCUAUCGAAUGUGCAAAUGAAACGGCUUGUUACUCUAACAAGGAAGUGGAGAAGCAAUAUCUCAUCAGAAAAUUUGCGCGUUUGGACCUCAAAUCCUUCGGCUGAGUUCUGGGGAUUUGAACCGUUCCGUACGGAGAGCGCAUGGGUACGUGAAUGUUUAGAGAUCAAAGUCCCAACAUUUGAGGACCAUGACGAAAAAUUCGACGACUGUGAGAAAGCCUUGGUACGCCGUAGGGUUCUUCUUAUUAUUCUUUGUGAUAUUAUUCAAAGAGAAGUGGCUCGAUUGCGAGCGUCUUUCGAGGCCCAGCCACACAAGUUUCUUUCUACUGCUGCCAGAAAUAUUGUGGAACAAGCUUAUCCUGGGGAAUAUGAUAAGAAGCUAUAUGACAGAUGUAUCCAUCUUCAACGGUAUGGACAACGGUAUUUGUUACUGGCAAAAAGAGAGUUGGUAUUGACACCCCUGUAUGGUGCUUCGACUAAUUUUGAAAGGGCUAAGAUAGAAAAUGUUGAGGUGGAAGCGCUUGUUGCGUUUGCGGAAGCGAUCUAUGAUAAGAAAUAUCAAAGUGACCUGCAGAAGGCAUUUGAGUGCAUUCUGAAGACCUGUCCAUUUAGACAAUCUGGAAAUCUAAGGCCGCGGCUUCCAUCAAGUUCGACGCGAAAGCGCCUCCGCAAGAAGGCCAUGAGAGCUAAGAAUACAUGGAAACCUUCAGUGCCUUCGACUAUCUCUCACCAGAUUGGCUGCGACCCAUACUCAAUCCAAGGGCCGAAGCUCAAAAGGCAGAUCAAAUAA
Aspergillus luchuensis is the source of this 894-nucleotide messenger RNA. RefSeq lists its product as uncharacterized. The transcript is spliced from 3 exons. Lineage: Eukaryota; Fungi; Ascomycota; Eurotiomycetes; Eurotiales; Aspergillaceae. The record is from RefSeq and is a predicted model, not a curated record. Bases 1 to 894 code for a protein of 297 amino acids.